CCAGCCUGGGUCUAGCUACCGCCAGGAAGAGGCGUUGCUGUCGCUGCCUCCUACUCUCCGGCGCUUGACCCCUCCCAGGACCCGUGAUGUUAAGGCCCCAGCGGGGGACGAGGAAGAGUCCGGGUUGAGCCCCAACUGAGUCGUGGGCUCGCGCUCUAGUUUCCCAGGCCCGCCCCACCGAAAGAAAUGAGUGGUGGAUUGGCCCCAAGUAAAAGCACAGUGUAUGUAUCCAACUUGCCCUUUUCCCUGACCAACAAUGACUUAUACCGGAUAUUUUCCAAGUAUGGCAAAGUUGUAAAGGUUACUAUAAUGAAAGAUAAAGAUACCAGGAAGAGUAAAGGGGUUGCAUUUAUUUUGUUUUUGGAUAAAGACUCUGCACAAAACUGUACCAGAGCAAUAAACAACAAACAGUUAUUUGGUAGAGUAAUAAAAGCAAGCAUUGCUAUCGACAAUGGAAGAGCAGCUGAGUUCAUCCGAAGACGAAACUACUUUGACAAAUCUAAGUGUUAUGAAUGUGGGGAAAGUGGACACUUAAGUUAUGCCUGCCCUAAAAAUAUGCUUGGAGAACGGGAACCUCCAAAGAAGAAAGAGAAAAAGAAAAAAAAGAAAAUUCCUGAACCAGAAGAAGAAAUUGAAGAAGUAGAAGAAAGUGAAGAUGAAGGGGAAGAUCCUGCUCUUGACAGUCUUAGUCAGGCCAUAGCUUUCCAGCAAGCCAAAAUUGAAGAAGAACAGAAAAAAUGGAAACCCAGUUCAGGAGGUCCCUCAACAUCAGAUGAUUCAAGACGCCCAAGAAUAAAGAAAAGCACAUAUUUCAGUGAUGAGGAAGAACUGAGUGAUUAAAAUUGUAUUUAUUAUGUAAAUAUCAUUUUUAAAAAAAUUUUUUAAGUCUUGGGGUACCAAGUUCAGUUGAAAUUAAAGAUUACUUUUAGAAUUUAA
This is a messenger RNA of Lontra canadensis (Northern American river otter), 936 nucleotides long. RefSeq names its product zinc finger CCHC-type and RNA binding motif containing 1 (gene ZCRB1). The coding region runs from base 187 to 840 and encodes 217 amino acids. Gene Ontology annotation, biological process: mRNA splicing, via spliceosome. Lineage: Eukaryota; Metazoa; Chordata; Mammalia; Carnivora; Mustelidae. The transcript has 8 exons. Gene Ontology annotation, molecular function: zinc ion binding; RNA binding. Gene Ontology annotation, cellular component: U12-type spliceosomal complex. The record is from RefSeq and is a predicted model, not a curated record.